Molecule: messenger RNA, 1404 nt
Organism: Octopus bimaculoides (California two-spot octopus)
Lineage: Eukaryota; Metazoa; Mollusca; Cephalopoda; Octopoda; Octopodidae
Product: serine/threonine-protein phosphatase PP2A
Molecular function (GO): protein serine/threonine phosphatase activity
Source: RefSeq, a predicted model, not a curated record
GUUUGAUGACGUCACAUUGAUGAGGUCGGGUCGGCCAUUUUGUAACGUCUUAUAGAGUUGGCUUGAUUGACCUCGGCAACAGAAUUUUGUUGGUUUUUGCCAAGUGAAUAUAGGCUUGACAAUCCAUUGAAACUCUUCUUGACUGGUUCCUCUUAUUCACUUUCCGUUUCAUUCUGUGUAAAGUGCCAGCUAACAUAACAAAUAAAAAAAGAAAUAUAGAGACUAUUGAAAAACCGAAAAAAAAUGGUAGAAGAUCGAGCUGCGGCGAAAGAAUUAGAUCAAUGGAUUGAGCAAUUGCAUGAAUGUAAGCAACUUACAGAGACCCAAGUUAAAACAUUAUGUGAAAAGGCUAAAGAAAUAUUAUCAAAAGAAUCCAAUGUACAACAAGUAAAAUGCCCCGUGACAGUGUGCGGUGAUGUUCAUGGCCAGUUCCAUGAUUUGAUGGAACUUUUCAGAAUAGGAGGUCGAUCACCAGACACAAAUUACCUUUUCAUGGGAGAUUAUGUUGACAGAGGAUACUAUUCAGUUGAAACUGUCACAUUGUUGGUAGCUCUAAAAGUAAGAUAUAAGGACAGAAUAACUAUACUUCGAGGAAAUCAUGAAAGUAGACAGAUUACCCAAGUGUAUGGAUUUUAUGAUGAAUGUUUGAGGAAGUAUGGAAAUGCUAAUGUUUGGAAGUUUUUCACAGAUCUCUUCGAUUUUCUUCCUCUAACAGCAUUAGUAGAUGGACAAAUUUUCUGUCUGCAUGGUGGCUUGUCCCCUUCCAUAGACUCUCUUGAUCAUAUAAAGGCUCUUGACAGAAUACAAGAAGUACCUCACGAAGGUCCAAUGUGCGAUCUUCUAUGGUCGGAUCCAGAUGAUCGUGGUGGUUGGGGCAUCUCACCUCGUGGUGCAGGAUACACAUUUGGGCAAGAUAUUUCCGAAACUUUUAAUCAUACCAAUGGGCUUACAUUGGUGUCUCGUGCUCAUCAACUUGUCAUGGAGGGUUACAAUUGGUGUCAUGAUAGGAAUGUUGUAACCAUAUUUAGUGCUCCUAACUACUGCUAUCGAUGUGGUAAUCAAGCUGCAAUUAUGGAACUUGAUGAUGCAUUAAAGUAUUCCUUCUUGCAGUUUGACCCAGCACCAAGACGAGGAGAGCCACACGUAACACGGCGAACUCCUGAUUAUUUCCUUUAAGAACCCUGAACAUUUUUUUAGUUGUACUGGGCAGCUAACUUUCUGUUUUUUUUUUUUUUUUUUUUUUUUUUUUUUGGUAACUAGUCUAAGUACAACAGCAUCAGCAGCAUCUGGUCCCUUUCAUUGGGAGCUGUGGCAAAAUGAUAAAAACAUACUCUUGCAAAAUAUUAAAAAAAAAGAAAAAACAACAAAACAAAUAAAUAUAUCCCCCCUCAAAAAAAAAAAAAA